ACUGGUGGCGUGGCCCCUAGCCUUUGGGUCAUCCCUGGCUUGAAGGUGGGGUUUCACUGGGGACCCAGCUCUUCCCGCCCGGAAACCUCUUAGCCUCCUACCGCCAUCAAUAUACCGGCUGCGGUGCCCAGGCUGUCCACGCUAAGGGGUGCCUACAGGCCCAUGCCGAGCCACCCUCAGCCCCGCAGCCUCCCUCACGUUCUCGUUAGGGCCCAGAGUCUGGAGGGGGCUGAGGCGGCUGGAGGCUGGUAUGUCAGCAGCCCUAUAUCACGCACAUGUCUGUCUGGGUCGCAACAGUUCCCCGGGCUCAGCCACAACUUUGCUUCACACCAAAGAAAGCCCUGGGAGCAGGGAGAGGCCAGGGAACAGGAGCAAGCACUUCGUAGCCUGCAAGGUCAGGGUGUUUCCCAGGCCCGCAAGAGCACAGGGCUGCCCAGGUCCAGAGCCACAGCUGGGCCGCUGCAACUGCACCUGGGAGCAUGGUGGGAGCAUGGUGCUCGCGCCCCGCCAGCUCUGUAAGGUGCAGGGUUCUUGCCUGUUUCUGGCUCCGGCUGGUUCUGUGAAGCACGCAGGCCGGACUGCACCUCCCCCACUGCAGCUGGCGCUCUCGCAGUGGCCACUCCAGAGGGGCCACCACUGCCAUCAAAAGUUUGCUGUAUCACUCAGGCUGGAAUGCAGUGGUGCAAUUAAAGCUCACCAUGGCCUUGAACGCCUGAGAUCAACAGAUAUUCCUGACUUAGCCUCCCCAGUAACUAGGACCACAGGAAAAGUGACAUGGCUUAACAUGACAGCUACUGGUCAAAUUUCAUCAUAUUUCUUGCUGUAUUUCCAAACACAGAUUACUUACUUUGUGGACUCCAACUGCUAUCUCAUAAAGACACUUAAGCAGCAAUGUGGAGAGGUACACCUGAAAAGUAACAGAAUCCUUACGUCAGUAAUCUGCACUAAUUUGCCAGACAUAAACAAAAGAAAGACCAUGUGAAGACAUGGAGAAGACAGUCAUCUACAAGCUAGAAAGAGAGUUCUCAGAAGAAACUCACCUUCCUAACACCUUGAUCUGGAACUUCUAGCCGGCAGGACUAUGAGAAAAUAAAUUUGUAAUAUUUAAGUCAUCCAGUCCAUGUUACUUUGUUAAGGCAACCCUAGAAAACUAAAACACCUGAUCCUAUCUGUUUCAACAUCUCCCAUUAUACACAGGCCAUUAUUUGAUAUUGAUUAAGAACAGAGAUCUUCCAAAGGUAAGCUAUUGAACUGUGCAACAAUGAUCAAUUAUUUCAGUAGAAUACUAAAUUGUUAAUAGAUCUCCUGGUUUGGAAGCCAUUAACCAUCUGUGAAUGAAACAAUAUGUAAUGAAAUUUGUUACAGUUAACUGUGGUGUGUUAAAGUUCCAUGUAUUUACAGACAGGAAAAUGGAUUGAGCUAUAAGAAAUAAAACUAUUGAAAUGUC
Messenger RNA from Pan troglodytes (chimpanzee), 1447 nucleotides. RefSeq lists its product as uncharacterized. The transcript is spliced from 5 exons. The record is from RefSeq and is a predicted model, not a curated record. Bases 251 to 982 code for a protein of 243 amino acids. Lineage: Eukaryota; Metazoa; Chordata; Mammalia; Primates; Hominidae.